Molecule: messenger RNA, 582 nt
Organism: Prorocentrum cordatum
Lineage: Eukaryota; Dinophyceae; Prorocentrales; Prorocentraceae
Source: the annotation of a GenBank genome assembly
GAGCGUGCUGCUCAUAGUGGCCGGCCUGACCCGGCACUUCGAGGCCACGUGGCCUGGGCUGGAGCGGUCGCUGCUGGUGCCGAACGAGGAGGCCGGCUACGAGUUCAGGAUCGUUUUCAGCACCGACACGAGCCUAGGGUGCCACAGCGACUCGCCGAGGUGGGGGUCCCGCAAGUGCGAGGAACCGACCGACCGGGCGUCACAGCUGCGGGCCAUCAAGGAGGUCAUCGCCCCCCGCCAGGUGGAGGUCGUCGACCCCGGUCCGCUCUGCGGCGCCUUGGGCACCCAGCUGCCGCCCGCACCCGGCGGCGCGCCGCUUGGCGAGGCGUCGGAAGCGCCUUACGAGGUGGGCCUCGAGUGGGCCCCCGCCGGCGCCGCCGCGCUGCUGCGCACGGGCUCGGGCUGCGCCCCGUGGUGGGAGCGCGUGCACCGCGUGGUCGCGGGCGUCGUGCAGGGCGGCGGGAGCUUCGACAGGGUGGUGGCCGUGCGGCCCGACGUGGUGCUGCAGCGGUCGCCCGGCGAGGGCGCGGAGGGCGCGGAGGCGGGGGGCCCCCCGGAGCUGCUGCUUGACCGGAUGUGCGA